Messenger RNA from Paramecium octaurelia, 198 nucleotides. Lineage: Eukaryota; Ciliophora; Oligohymenophorea; Peniculida; Parameciidae. The record is from the annotation of a GenBank genome assembly.
AUGUCAACAUACCCUAGCAGUUUAGAUUGGAGGACUUCUCAAGCGCUAUGCUUAAUGCAAAAUCAUUUAGAUCAAAAUCAUCUUGAUUACUACCCUGAUUAGACCAGAAUAUCAAACGUAAAUAGAUAAGAAAUUCCUAGGAUCGAAUAUUUCUCAUUUUUCAUAUUUAGUUUAAUCUAAAAAGAAGGUUUGUUUUGA